Molecule: messenger RNA, 747 nt
Organism: Microtus ochrogaster (prairie vole)
Lineage: Eukaryota; Metazoa; Chordata; Mammalia; Rodentia; Cricetidae
Gene: Trim40
Product: tripartite motif containing 40
Molecular function (GO): zinc ion binding
Source: RefSeq, a predicted model, not a curated record
AUGGUUCCUCUGUACAAGGACAAUGAGGAGGACAUCUGUCCCAUCUGCCUGGAUCCCGUGAAGGAGGCUGUGAGGACAGACUGCGGCCACCUCUUCUGCCGAAUGUGCCUGACCCAGUACAUGGAUAAGGCCUCAGUCUCUGGGGUCCUCAGCUGCCCAGUCUGCAGGAAGCCCUACUCUGAGGGGGUCCUCGGGGAUGGUUAUAUCUGCUUCAGCCACCAGAAGAGGGUGUGCAUGUUCUGUGAGGCAAGCAGACAUCUCCUGUGUGUGGAAUGUCUCAAGUCCCCCGAACACCAGUCUCAUGCUGAGCUCUCCAUUGAAAAUGCCAUCAGCCACUACAAGGAAAGACUCACCCGCAGAAGCAGAAAGCUCAGAAAGGACCUGGGGGAACUUCAACGACUGAAAGCUCAGGAAGAGGAGAUGCUGCAUGCUCCGCAGGUGGAUUGGGGGAGCUACAGGCCAGGAGCUGAGUUGCAGAGCCAAGAUCAAACCACGGAACAGCUGAAGGCCCCACCACAGCAUCGUCUGGACCACCAAGAGGACCAGCCAGCGGAGGCAGUCAGGAUCUUUGACUUCUCUGAGGCAGUAACACAGCUCAGCUUCCUGGUUUCUGGACUGGAAAGGAUGGCCAAGGAAUUGGAUGCCAGAACUCUGAAGGAUGCCAGUGACUUACUGGACAGGAGUGCGCCCCAGAAAUUAGAAGGACUCCUCUCUCAUCUUCCUCCAGCUGGUCCAAACCUCAGCUAG